ACGCAUGUCUGAAAGCGUUGACACCCUGCCGCCGUCCACUCAUCAUCGACCCUGGCUGCAUGUUCCUCGCUCUCGUUUCCUGUGAUAACCUCCCCUGCGCUCGCUUUUCCUGAUUGCUAGUUGACUUUACUUUCCGCUGUUUCUUUACUCUCUGCAUUCGCUUGCUCCGGACGGGCUCCCCUCUGCCGCCAUGUUGCCCUCGUUAUCAGCCAGCCGUCUAGCCCUACUCUCGCUACCCGCCGUGCGCAUUGCCCUCGCCCAGUCCAUCUCCAUAUCGCUAGGGAACAGCCCGCCCGAUGGCGCCUCCGACUACCUCGACCCCUCGUAUGCUGGCUUCGGCAUCGAGCCCUCGAACCUCUUCUCUUUCACCGGCAAAGAGGAGGCCAACCAAUUCACCAUCAAGCUGCUCCAGAACCUCGCAGACUACUCGGGCGCGCCGCCGCACAUUCGCUUGGGAGGAAACACGCAGGAUUACAUGGUCUUUGAGUCGAGCAACACAAACUAUGGCUGGACCUCAAACCCGGACUCGACGGCACAGGGCGCCAUUGCGGCCGACUCCAUGAUCAUUGGACCCAACUACUUCACCGCGCUCGAGCGCUUCCCCAAGGACACGCCCGUUACCUUCGGACUCAACAUGGCCUACAUGGACGACGACUACGAGGACCAAAUCACCGCACUGGCGCAAGCCGCCGUCGACGGCAUGAAGAACGUCAAACUGUACUCGUUCGAGAUUGGCAACGAGCCCGACCUGUGGCUCCAGAACUCUUUCCGCUCUGCGCCCUGGGACGGAAAGACAUACACAUCCCAAUGGCUGGACCGCGCCGAGGUCGUCUACGAGCGCGUGCUCAAGGCUGCCAACCUACCGUCGUCAUUCUUCGAGGCUCCUGCGACCGCAUCCACCAUCGGAACCACCUUCGAGAUUGCGCAACUCGUAGACGAUGGCAUCAUGGAGGGCAGGAACGGCGACAAUUUCCUGGCUACCUGGAACCAGCACGAUUACUUCUAUUUCAUCGGAGUAACUCCCACACCCCUCACCCUCGACGACCUCAUGGACCUCGACGCCACCAACACGCAAUUCAAAUACUGGGAGAAGCAGGUUGGAAUCGCCCUCAAGACAGACCACCCUUACGUGCUGCGCGAGAUGAGCUCCGUUGGGCCAAUAGGCAUGCCCGGCGUCAGUGACACCCUCGGUGCUUCUCUUUGGACGCUCAACUUCUUCCUCUACGCAGCCUCCAUUGGUAUCUCUUCGGUCCAGAUGCACAUGACCGACAACUCCAACGCCAGUGCCUGGUCGCCUAUCCCCAUGUACGGUCGUGAAACCUCAUUCGUACGACCACAGUACUAUGCCCAUGCCGCCGUCGCGCAGAUUGUCGGCAACGGCAACGGAACCACGCAGAUUGCAGCUCUUUCUACAAGCAACGUAGGUGCUGCGUACGAUGGCCGCAUCCGUGCUUAUGCCGCCUACGCAAACGACCAUCUGCAGUCCAUCACUAUGAUCAACGCUAAACAAGCCAAUGCGUCUUCAUCUGACAAGGGCAGCUUCACGUUCAACCUUAACCUAGGCUCUGCACACGCCAACAAGGAUGUCUUCAUCUCUUACCUCACGGGCCCUGGCGCCGAGUCGCAGACAGACAUUACCUGGAACGGCAUGAAGUACGACGACGUUACCGGCGCGUCCUCAGUCACUGACAACACUGUCACAACCACCAAGGCCGAUGGUAACGGUAGGAUAUCCGUCCCCGUCCGCGACAGCCAAGCUGCAGUAGCAAACAUUGGCUCCCAGCUAGGCACCAACGCCGUCCUCAAACCAGACGGCACGCAGGCGAAGAAGAGUAAUGCCGCUUCGACCCCAACCGGCGGGGCCAACUACGCCAUAAUAAGCGGUCUGUUGGCUAUGAUGGCGGCAUUCAUCGCCACGUAAUGGCAGGUGUAGCGAGCCAAAUUUUCCUUUGUCAAACAAAUCAAGCAUCAUGGAAUUGCAUAUGCAUUAUGACGGCGUUCUUUUUGCGAUAGCAGGCUUUUCAUCUGCAUCAUUCAUGGUCAGAAUAUUCCGCCUCAUUCAAUCAUCUGGGGUUUGGAUUAAUCGGUCAUGCGAACGGGAUCGUUAAUGACACGCGACACAAAGACUUUUCUUUUUUGGAACAGGAUAUAUAGGCGCGAUGACGGCGCCUGGAGUGUAUAUACACGGUUUCUAUUGCAUCAAGCCAGCACACGCUGUACCCUGAUAGCUAGAUUCUAGAUUUCUAGAACUGCAAUCUCAUACCUGAUACCCUUUCAUGAUCAAUGUUCCUUCGAGCGGGCGUAUAGCUUCCGAGCAAACAAAUAAGACGUACUUGUAUUGCAACACCUCGUGUGAGAUCGCCAUGAGACGCAAGUGGAGA
Messenger RNA from Alternaria rosae, 2381 nucleotides. RefSeq names its product glycoside hydrolase superfamily. Bases 191 to 1921 code for a protein of 576 amino acids. The record is from RefSeq and is a predicted model, not a curated record. NCBI's taxonomy places the organism in Eukaryota, Fungi, Ascomycota, Dothideomycetes, Pleosporales, Pleosporaceae. The transcript has 2 exons.